GAAACACAGUCAUUAACUGCCCGAAAGAUGCUUUCAAAUCUCAUUAACCUACGAAAGCACAGCAUGAAUGAACCUUCUUUUAUUCUCUCUUUUUAGGGAGAAGAAAAGAAGGAGAGUAGUGGAGCUGACUGAGAAGAUGGUGGUGGAUGGAGGCAAUGGAGGCAGCUGUGAGUGGGAUGGGCGAUGGAACCAUAUCAAAAAGUUUCUGGAAAGAUCAGGGCCUUUCACGCAUCCUGACUUUGAAGCAAGCACAGAGUCACUGCAGUUUAUGUUAGAAACCUGCAGAAUCCUGGUGAUUGGUGCUGGUGGUCUUGGAUGUGAGCUGCUGAAAGACCUGGCUUUAUCAGGCAUCCGCAACAUCCAUGUUGUCGACAUGGACACCAUUGAUGUUUCCAAUCUGAAUCGCCAGUUCCUUUUCAGACCAAAAGAUGUAGGUCGACCCAAGGCGGAUGUUGCAGCUGAUUUUAUUAACAGCCGAAUACCUGGAUGCUGUGUUGUACCACAUUUUAACAAAAUCCAAGACCUGGAUGAAACAUUCUACAGACAAUUCCACAUAAUUGUCUGUGGACUGGACUCUGUAGUUGCCAGGAGGUGGAUGAAUGGUAUGCUGCUUUCUUUACUGGUGUAUGAGGAUGGUGUCUUGGAUCCAGGUUCCAUCAUUCCUUUAAUUGAUGGAGGGACUGAAGGCUUUAAAGGCAAUGCCAGAGUCAUCCUCCCUGGAAUGACUGCCUGCAUCGACUGCACCCUUGAGCUUUAUCCUCCUCAGAUCAACUUCCCCAUGUGUACAAUAGCCUCCAUGCCUCGUUUGCCUGAACAUUGCAUUGAGUAUGUCCGGAUGCUGCUGUGGCCCAAAGAGACACCCUUCGGAGACGGUGUGGCCCUGGAUGGAGACGACCCAGAACACAUUCAGUGGGUGUAUCAGAGAUCUCUUGAGAGGGCAGCAGAGUUCAACAUAACAGGAGUCACAUACAGACUAACCCAGGGUGUUGUUAAAAGGAUAAUCCCUGCUGUAGCUUCUACAAAUGCUGUUAUUGCUGCUGCUUGCGCAACCGAGGUUUUCAAAAUAGCAUCAAGUGCCUAUAUGCCUCUCAAUAACUACAUGGUCUUCAAUGAUGUUGACGGCCUGUACACGUACACUUUUGAGGCAGAACGGAAGGAAAACUGUUCAGCCUGCAGCCAAGUACCUCUGGACUUGCACUUUGCUCCAUCUUCCAAACUCCAGGAAGUGCUUGACUACCUGACUGAGAGGGCUUCCCUACAAAUGAAAUCACCUGCUAUAACAGCAACAGUGGAAGGAAAGAACAAAACAUUAUAUUUACAGUCUGUCGCUUCUAUUGAACAGAGGACUCGACCAAAUCUCUCCAAAACUCUGAAAGAUUUUUUUUCCAGAGCUAGGGCUGACUGAUGGACAAGAGCUGGCUGUAGCUGAUGUCACCACACCACAGACCAUGUUGUUCAGACUUUGCUUUACCUCAUAGGAAGAACUCAAGCACUCCCACGACCAGCUGAUGUCAUUUGUGUUUCUUGGCCAACUAUGACUGGAUGCAGAAUGUUGAAAAUGGCCUAAAAACUGGAGCAGUUUACAGUGUAUUCAGUCACAGUAUAAAUGAUAAUACAUUAGCUAAUUUUAUUGUUUUAAUGUACUUAUUGACUAAAGUUAAUGUUUUGCACUGAAAAGCCAAAUCAUAGUUCACACCUUGUCAUGUUUUGGUGGUACAGCAUCUGCAGGUGUUAGGGAUUUCUGCAUUAAUGUGCUAUCUGCACUACAACUUAAAGUGUGCUCUGUGCAAACAAAGAGACAACCAGUGGUUACUUUGGAAAAUAUUAUUCUGUACUUCUGUUCUGGUUUUCAAUAUUUUCAAUAUUUAUUUAUUCCAACACAUUUUUUAGUUGCAGUAACCACUGAAGUGACAAUGAAGAGACACUGAUAAUGAUGUGUGAACUGGAAUAAAAUGUUUUUUUUCUUACAUA
Seriola aureovittata is the source of this 1971-nucleotide messenger RNA. It is a transcript of the gene uba3, whose product is annotated as ubiquitin-like modifier activating enzyme 3. The record is from RefSeq and is a predicted model, not a curated record. Gene Ontology annotation, molecular function: NEDD8 activating enzyme activity. The coding region runs from base 68 to 1405 and encodes 445 amino acids. Lineage: Eukaryota; Metazoa; Chordata; Actinopteri; Carangiformes; Carangidae. Gene Ontology annotation, biological process: protein neddylation. The transcript is spliced from 17 exons. Gene Ontology annotation, cellular component: nucleus; cytoplasm.